AUGUCGACAACGAGCCAGCGCAAUGUCCCCUCCGCAUUGACCCAGCCCUCUCACGGAACAAGGCAUUGGUCGCUUGCUUCCCCUUCCACCACAACCUCUGCUGGUAUUGCCAACAUUGUUGUCACUUCUCAAGACAAGACAGACAGGACGGACAGGACAGACAGGACAGACAAGGCUGACCCUAUCAACCGCAUGGACGAACAUGGCACCACGGCCCUUCACCGUGCCGUCACGGCCAACGAGAUCGACGCUGUCAGACGCUUGCUCGAGCACCCAAGACUCAACAUCAACGAAAAGGACCUCGAAUCAGGGUGGACCGCCUUGCAUCGGGCGCUUUAUCUUGGUCAUUUGAGAAUCGCCCUCCUUCUGCUUCAGCACAAGGGUCUGAUCAUUUCGAUUGAGGACAAGGACGGAAACACUGCUUUGGAUGUGAGCCUUGCUACAUUGCCUAUAUCACUGGAACCAGGACCUUGCCCCGGUGACUCCCUUUAUACCUGGGGCUCCAAUGCAAACUUCACGCUUGGGCACAACGAUGGCGAUGACAGAAAGCUGCCCGAGCUCGUCAAGUUUCCUCACAAGUCCAACACAAUCACGUUCCCAAAAGCAAAAGCAGCAAGGUCAACCCUCUAUCAACUGUCCAUGGGCAAGUUCCACACUGCCAUUGCCACUUCAGAGCCAGGAUUCACAGCCAAACUAUGGGGAUUCGGUACCAACGGGCGACUCGGAUCGGACCGGAAAAUGCAGCUCUGUCCAACACCAGUCCUGGGCGUACCAGGGAACGUUACGUUCACUGCCUUAGGAAGGGACCACACUGUACUUCUGACGUCCAAAGGGGAUGUCUUCACUAUCGGCAACAAUAAGUACGGUCAGCUUGGAUAUGCACUAGAGGCCCCAAAGGACGGUCAGGACCCGAUCCAACGUACCCCUAAGCGAGUCUUUCUCAACAUAUCCAAAGGUCGCGUCAUUGGGGCCGCAGCAUCCAAGUGGCACACCGCCAUUCACACAGAGACAGAGCUAUUUACCUUCGGCUUCAACUACGGGCAACUCGGCUAUGAACGCAAGGGCGAUAUCCAGAUGGGACCCCGGAAAGUUGCUUCGAUCCCGUCGGGACCGAUAUUGCAGGUUGUCGCUUCGGAUUCCGCCACAGCGUGCCUCAUGUCAUCCAAUGAAGUCAUUGUCCUCUUCAGGUACGCGUACCACCGGGUCUCCUUCUCUCUGUCGCCUUUCCCGGACUCGUUCUCUACUUUGAACUCCCCUGCUGUUGCGAGCUCGAAUCGUCCAAAAAAGAUCACCUGCACGGAUAACAAGUUCGGUAUGCUUACAGGACUAGGGGAUGUUCACGUUUGGGCGUAUCCAGAGGCGGAGUCGAGCAUCACACUUGGAUCCCUACCUGCCAACCACUCUAUCCCAUUUUCCUCUGUCCUCACCCACGACAGGCCAAGACGUAUUUGGACCUCUGUUGAGGACAGAACCCAUAUCGUGGACCUUGCUCUGGGUCAAAAUGGCUCAGCGAUUGUCUUGACGAAAGGAGGUCACGUUUACAUCGGCACCAAUAAAGGGACACUGGUCGGUCGAAACGUCAAGUGGCAACGGGUUCCGCAUCUAGACCGGGUUGUUCAGGUAUUCGGCAACUCGAGUGGAGCAUGGGCCGCGCUGAGGUCUGGUCCGAUCCUCACGCCGAUCGUAGUUAGUUCCAGCCGUCUCAGCACGGACUUGGAGCAGUCGUUGUCCCAGUUUCAUCUAUACCGCAACAAUGAAAAGAUUUAUGGAGACUUCGGGGAUACCAUCGCACACGGCAACAACAUCGAUGGCGACUAUGAGGAUGACGACGAGCAAGACGACAGCAAACCCGAGGUAGACCCAUGGAGGAUCGAUAUGCAGGGCUGGCAAGAUAUUGAAAAGAGUUGGGACUAUGAUGUUUUCCCACUAUUGAAACAAACCGGCAACGUCAUAUCCAGCGGCGGGAAUUCUGUCUCUGGGAGCCAUUUGUUUGAUGUCGAGAUUCAGGCCGGGAAGCGAACCCUUGGAGCUCAUCGAAUCGUACUUGCAGCAAGAAGCCCUGUUCUCCGGCGGGCCUUUGUCAGCUCACCGUCAUCCAGGACGGUUGCCGGAUCUCUUGUUACCAUCGAGUUUUUACGACUGCAACCCACGGCAAGAAGCCGGCUAGUUGUCUCACUCAAGGUCGAGUUUGCUACAGCAGUGCUGCUUCUGCAGUUUCUUUACAGCGAUCGCUUCGAUCCAUUCUGGGACUCUCUCGGCUUACCGACAGUCAACAAGGAAUACGGCCUUAAAGUACGACAGGAACUCUAUCAUCUUGCUCUGGAACUGGCAUUGCCGACGCUGCAGGCAGCCCUUCAGUACACAUUCACUCAUGCCUGUAGCGCCAGUCUGUCCAAGGAUAUGUGUGAAGUGUUGGUGAAUCCGACCCUUUUUGAGGGGUUAGUUGACGUGCGAUUGUUGCUCAAGGACGGCGCUGUCAUGAAUGCACACCAGAUGAUACUCGGUCACCGAUCGCCAUUUUUCAACGCUAUGUUUGUCAGGACGGAUGAGUGGAUUCGUACCAGACAGGGACAAGGGAAGCGACAGGUGUCGGAGGGGGAUGUAGGAGAAGGCGGAGAGUCGAUCCUUGAAGUCGGUAUGCAGCACAUGAACGCAGAGGCGAUGGCGCUCGUUCUCCGGUAUGUCUAUACCGAUUGCGGACCAGAAAUGUUUGAUCAGUCUGAGAAGGAUGAUAUGGAUGAGCUUAUAGACCUUGUUGUCGAUGUCCUAAAGAUUGCCGACGAGUACCUCAUGGAUCGACUCAAGGAGAUUUGUGAAAAUGUCCUGGGAGAUCAAGUUCGAGCCAAGACAGCCGUCAGCUUCCUGGAGAUUUCGCUCAUGCACACCGCUGAAUCGCUGACAACAACCUGCGUCGACUUUUUGUGCAAUAACAUCGAAAUGGCCUUGGAUCAAGGGUGGCUAGAAGGAGUGGAUGAUCAUGCCGUCCGUCUUGUGGAGGAGACGCUCAAGAAGAAACAGGAGUCAUUCAUGCCUUUUACGCGAUCCGGUGGUUACCUCCCUGACCCAGCAGCUGUGCGCGAAUUGCAGGAUAAGAUCCAAGAGGAAGGAUACCGUUAUUUUCGACCUUUGCGGGCCGUCCGGUCUGACUUGCCAAAGACCCACCGACUUGGCAAUCACCACCUGCGGGAGAGAGAGAACACAGCUGCCCUUCGGUCAUCAGCCUCGCAACCGAUACCAGUGCCUCCUACAAAGACACUUCCAACGUCACCUGUCAUUCCGACAAAGACGUUGACAACUCCGUCAGACGUGCGAUCCAGCCUCGACUUUGGUGAUGGAACGGGUCGCCAGCCAUUGGCCCUGUCAACGGAGAUCCUGAAUCAGGAUUCGCCUGGUUCUUUUGGACUUAAGGACAGACCGUUGCCUCUGGAGACUCCUUCUGAAGGAGCAAGGGACAUGCUUCUGUCUGCACGGAAAGCAAGUUGGGGUCAAGUGCUCGCGAACCCCGACACAGCCCUGCCUUCGGAUGACCAGAAUCGGGCAACGGCAACAAUUGGUUUCUCCAAACCAACAUUGAGAGACAUUUUGGAACAAGAACUGGUGCAGAAGCAUGGACAGGCCAACAUCUCCAAGUCUACGAUACCUGCAGCUACAGGAACUCCCUCCCAAAGGACCAGCAAGUUGUCGCAGAAGGAGCGCAGGAAACAGCUGCAGCAACAGUCAUCCUCAUCCAUGCUAGAUCAGGACAAUGCUCCUGUUUCUUCUCCAGUCCCCCAAGCCUGGGCAAAGGUUAGUCGUACGACUGCUCUCGAUUUGAGCUCUGCAGGCUCCGACAGUAGCGACUUGGCAAAUGGAAGCAUCACUGCCUCGAAGACAAGCACUGCUUUGCCAGGGCUAUCCGUGCUGGAUCGUCAACAAAGCGAGCUUGCUCUCUUCAGAUCGCAGCCAAAAGAAGUCCCUCGUGUCGCCAUAGCGACGUCCAAGCCAGUCAAAGAGACAAUGAGGGUAACUGGAACUGGAGGAGAACGUUCGUUUACGGAGGCUCCUUGGCGACUUGAUGCUAUCCCUGAGCCCUUGCGAGCAGUGACACGCCAUCAGAGUCAGAUGUACCCGAGCUUGGAGGCGAGCAGCGCAAGUCAGGGCAGCAGUAAGAGUCAGUUGAUGCAGACGACGAAAGGAACGACAUUGAUGUCCCCCUUGGCAAGCGAGGCGUCGCCUCUCUCUGGAGCUGGAUCGCCAGGAAAUAGCGGGCUGCUGCCGUCGCCCUCGAUGAGUCUUUCGACGUUUGCGAUUAUCCAGAACCAACAGCUUCGGGAUCGGAACUUGCUGUUGAGGGCGAGACAUCAGAAGAAGAGUCUGUACCAGAUCCAGAUUGAGGAGCAGACGCUGAACCAGCUGCGUCUGCAGAGCCUUGAGCGGAUGCAGGCCAGGGCGGUCGAGGGGUGUGGAGAGUGGUUUACUAUUGGGCAUUAG
This is a messenger RNA of Linnemannia hyalina, 4470 nucleotides long. NCBI's taxonomy places the organism in Eukaryota, Fungi, Mortierellomycota, Mortierellomycetes, Mortierellales, Mortierellaceae. The record is from the annotation of a GenBank genome assembly.